Molecule: messenger RNA, 3787 nt
Organism: Platichthys flesus (European flounder)
Lineage: Eukaryota; Metazoa; Chordata; Actinopteri; Pleuronectiformes; Pleuronectidae
Product: N-chimaerin-like
Exons: 14
Coding region: 422-1801 (459 amino acids)
Biological process (GO): positive regulation of GTPase activity; regulation of small GTPase mediated signal transduction; signal transduction
Molecular function (GO): GTPase activator activity
Source: RefSeq, a predicted model, not a curated record
ACACGGACAAACCGCAGGCUCGUUUCAACCCCGCGUCGGUUCCUCGCGUGGCCGUGGGGAGCGUGCGUCCCCACGACACCCUUUCGUCUGCGUGUUUUUUUAUUCCCGCGGGGAUUUGUAUUUGUUUUAAACGCCCGGUAACUGAAGUAGCGUCGCGCGGCUCCGCUAACGUUAGCUCGUGCCUGUGGUCAUUUAUUGUUUAAAAAAAGCGUUAGUCAGCUGUUUUUCUGCGCAGCCUCGUGCCCGCUGCCACCGCUGGAUCAAACCACAACAUCUGUUUAUUCAGCGAUAUCCACAUGUGUGUGUGUUUCUCUGUCUAGAUCUCAACUGAGCAGGCUCCGGUGGUGUUUGUUUUUUGGAUCUGCUGAUUAAUUGUUGUCCAUCAUCAGCAUCAUCGUCAUCAUCGCACCAGAGAAUCAAGAUGGCCCUGAAUGUGUUUGAUCAUGACGAAUACCGGCCACCAGUGUGGAAGUCUUACUUGUACCAGCUCCAGCAGGAGGCGCCGCACCCACGCAGACUCACCUGCACCUGUGAGGUGAACAACCGGCCUAAAUACUACGGGAGAGAGUACCAUGGGAUGAUCUCGAGAGAAGAGGCCGACCAGUCGCUGAGUCAGGCCGAAGGCAGCUACCUCAUCAGAGAGAGUCAGAGACAGCCGGGCACAUACACACUGGCUCUAAGGUUCGGGAACCAGACGAGAAACUUCCGUCUCUACCACGACGGGAAACACUUUGUCGGAGAGAAGAGGUUCGAGUCCAUCCACGACCUGGUCACGGACGGCCUGAUCACGCUCUACAUUGAGACAAAGGCAGCGGAGUACAUCGCCAAGAUGACCAUCAACCCCAUCUACGAACACGUGGGCUACACCACCCUGAACCAGGAGCCCACCCUGAAGAAACAUCUGCCACUCAGCCCACAGGCCCCCGACGGGCCGGCUCCGGCCAAAGAUGACUGCAAUGCAGAGGAGAGGCUCACAUCGCUGGUGCGGCGGGCGACCCUGAGGGAGAGCGACUUGGCGCCCAAGUACGAGAAGGUCCACAACUUCAAGGUCCACACAUUCAGGGGCCCCCACUGGUGCGAGUACUGUGCCAACUUCAUGUGGGGUCUCAUCGCUCAGGGAGUGAAGUGUGCAGACUGCGGGUUGAAUGUCCACAAGCAGUGCUCCAAAGUCGUGCCCAACGACUGUCAGCCGGACCUGCGGCACGUCAAGAAGGUGUACAGCUGCGACCUGACCACGCUGGUCAAGGCCCACAACGCCAAGAGACCCAUGGUGGUGGAUAUGUGCAUACAGGAGAUCGAGGCCAGAGGUCUGGAGUCAGAGGGGCUGUACAGAAUAUCAGGCUUCAGCGAGCUGAUUGAAGAUGUCAAGCUGGCCUUUGACAGAGACGGAGAAAAGGCGGACAUUUCCUCAAACACUUACGAGGACAUCAACAUCAUCGCCGGAGCCCUCAAGCUCUACUUCAGAGAGCUGCCCAUCCCCCUCAUCACUUACGAUGCUUACCCACACUUCAUAGAAACAGCAAAGAUUUCGGACCCAGAGAAACGGCUGGAGUCUCUCAACGAGGCCUUGAAGCUGCUGCCGCCUGCCCACUGCGAGUCCCUGCGAUACCUCAUGGGUCACCUCAAGAGGGUGACCGAGUGCCAGAAGGAGAACCUCAUGCCCAGCGAGAACCUGGGCAUCGUCUUCGGCCCCACGCUCAUGAGGGCCCCCGACCUGGACGCCAUGACGGCGCUCAACGACAUCCGAUACCAGAGACUAGUGGUGGAAAUGCUCAUUACCAAUGAAGACGUGCUGUUCUGAGAGGAAGGGAGGGAAAGGACAGAGAGAGCGGGACGAUGCUCGAGCUGUUACGCGUCGUCAAAAGACAGAGGAAAAAAGUGACCUGCUGACCUUUGAGGUUAAAAUGAAGGAGAAACGUCUGCGUGGAUAAAAGGAGCAAUGAAGGAGGAGGCUAUUAGCAAAGAAGAAAUAAAAAUAAAGAUGGAAGGAUGCAGUGUUUCCCUUCAUUUUUGAUUCAUAAACAAACUUGAAGCUUCCAAAAAUUGCAACGCUAUAACUGUACAAAAAGGACUUACUGGAACACUGAAUGGGAAGGACAAUCAUUUCCCUCGUUAAGCUCAUAUCUUCUCUUCUUAAAUGGAUGCCUUGACGUUUUUUUUUUUUUUUUACCCUGCUUAUUAUAAUUGUCUUGCUGUUCUGGGGGGGUGAAAGAAAAUCAGCUUCAUUCAUAAGAAAACCUUGGGUUGGCAUUGAAACCAAAGUGUUAGCCACGAGCGAACCAGAAGAAAGACAGCAGUCUGUGCUGUCAAGGUGUCUGUUCAGUCCUCGCUGAGCGUAGAAGAAGAAGCACUGACGUCAGGAGCGUAGGCAGCUGGAUGAAUGAAAGAAUCACUCACUCAUCAUUCCCUCUCUAUGGGGUUUAAGUGACUCGGACCUAUUGUGUUUUGGAUUUCCUUUCUCAAAGCUUUUUUGUUUGUCUUUCCAGCUCCUGCUUCCAUUCACCGCUGUGUAAUUAUGCAGUAAUCCUUCUCUAACAUCGAUUUUUAUUUAAGUUGCUAAAAUAGAAAAUCAAUGCCCACUUACCCCUUUUCUCAUGUCACAUUAUAACCUUUUGUUUAAGACAUUAUUGCUGUGUUAAACACUCUGUGUUUGAGCUGUGAAUCGAGUGAUGGCAUGUUUUUCCCACUAUUUCCGAACAAAUCCUGUGUCCUCCCUCCUCUCCGCCUGCCUGCUCUGCCUCUGAUGGAGAAUAACAACGCAGUCAAUUUAUAACAAGACGAUCUGAGCCUCAUGGCAUAUUUUCUUCCAGUUCGUAAACUAGAAUCAACGCUAACUAACUAACAACGCUAACUAUCUAACUCAACAACGACAACAUUGCAGACACGGCAUUAACCUGGCAGCUUGUUUUCAUUUCAUGUCUCAUUUAAGACGGCUCUAGUUGUCGUACGUUAGCCCCGGUGACAGAUCGUGAACAGAGGGACGCAUCGUGCGUGACUUGAAAUAUGUGAAACGGUGCUUUACGUUGUUUUUUGCUUUCGUUGGUCGUUUUUGUUCAUAAAGCAGUGUUGUACUGUAGCAGGGUUGGGCCAGGAUAUUUCCCUCUGUAAAUCAGAUGCCAACCAGAAGACAACAGGGUUAAGAUCGGGUCCGUGGUCAAACAUUGCAUACGGAGAAGGUUCACUGAAAUGUGUGGUCCCUGCUCUGAUUUGUAUAAUCUGUAGGACGAUGAUGGAAAUCGAAUGUCUUAUGACCGGAGUGUAUUUGUUUUUUUCCUCUCUCUGUCUCUCUUUUAUUGAAAUUAGUGCCAUUUGAAAGGGCGGAGGUGUAGAUUGGCUGCCUUCUACACGGACCUCCACCUCAACUAACACGCUUCAUUUAUUUUAACCCCCAUUUCUGUCGGGGGGGCACCGAACCUACUAUUUCUGAUUAGGACACAUGUCUCAAAGCAAAGACGGAGUUAUGGAUGUAAAAAUCAAGCGCGCCAGUGCAAGGUUGGGUGUUAAAUAAGGUGGCAGGCAAGAGUUUAGAGUUCAUUUUUUAUUUUUUUAUACUACUGUGUUGACUUUCUGUUGUUCAUAUGUUCCAGGGUGACCUAAAACCCUGUUGAUUUAACGACGUACUAACUUCACACUAAUCCGAGUACAGCUUGUGGGCCUUCAGUGAACUGUGACGCUUGCUUUUUUGGGGGAGGGCAUCAUGCAUUUUUUUUUUUUAUUGUCAUUGCUGUAAAGGAUUUUCUAUAUGGUUUAUGCAUGGUGAAAUUAAAUUAUUAAAUAUGGCUUUCAA